This is a messenger RNA of Epithele typhae, 822 nucleotides long. RefSeq lists its product as uncharacterized. NCBI's taxonomy places the organism in Eukaryota, Fungi, Basidiomycota, Agaricomycetes, Polyporales, Epitheliaceae. The record is from RefSeq and is a predicted model, not a curated record. The coding region runs from base 1 to 822 and encodes 273 amino acids. The transcript is spliced from 2 exons.
AUGGUAGACCAAGCCGAGGACACGGACGAGCCGCCGCCGCCGCCGCCGCCACCCCCUCGUGGGGCCCGAGCUCCGGGGCGCGCACCACCACGUGCACCCCCUGCAGCCCCAGCGGGACCCGAGGCUCGCUCGCUCAGCAUCGACUUCGGAGGCGACGCCGACCUUUCGCUGUCCGGUCAAUGGUCUGAGGACUCGACCAGCUACCCGCCAGCUCCCCCGGCUUCUGCAGUCCCACCUCAAACUCCCCCCGCUCCCGCCACGCAGGCGCGUGCUCCACCCCCCGCAGAUCUUCAGCUCUCCACGGAAGAGCUCAUGGCGACCUGGGGCCGCGUCGGCGUGCAGAUGCACGAGGUCUCCGCCGCGCUCUUCGAGAAGUCCAAGAAGGGCCUCGUGGGGGACGGCACCUACAUCGGUUUCGUCGCUGCCGUGCGCGCGCAGGUGCCCACCGCCGCGCAGGCAGGCGCGGGCCUCGAUGGCCUCGGCUACCUCGUGUACGCGCAGGUCGCGGGUGCGGUGCAAAAGCGCGCGAGCGACAUCCUGCCCGGGGACGUGAUCGUCGUCUCGGACGCGAAGUUCAAGGGCCACAAGGGCCUCCAGACCUACAACCAGACCGUCGGCGUCAGCGAGCCGGUUGUGGGCGUGAUUGGGGACUUUGAGGCGAAGAAGAGUAAGGUAAAGGUCUACCAGGCGAACCACAUUGGCACGAAGCGCCCGUCGGGGCUGAUUAUCGGGUUUACAGACGUGGAGAGCGUCAGCUAUCGCCUCGAGGACCUGAAGAGCGGUACUGUAAAGGUGAGCUUUGCUUUAUCUCAAGGCGUGUGA